Messenger RNA from Biomphalaria glabrata, 1296 nucleotides. RefSeq names its product elastin-like. NCBI's taxonomy places the organism in Eukaryota, Metazoa, Mollusca, Gastropoda, Planorbidae. Bases 1 to 1296 code for a protein of 431 amino acids. The transcript has 2 exons. The record is from RefSeq and is a predicted model, not a curated record.
AUGCAAAAUAUUUCGGCAAGCCCGCCCUGUGUGUUGGGAAUAAAUAUUUGUGGUAAAGGUCUGACUCCUGGUGGUAUCAAAGGUAAAGGUCUGACUCCUGGUGUUAUCAAAGGUAAAUGUCUGACUCCUGGUGGUAUCAAAGGUAAAGGUCUGACUCCUGGUGUUAUCAAAGGUAAAGGUCUGACUCCUGGUGGUAUCAGAGGUAAAGGUCUGACUCCUGGUGGUAUCAAAGGUAAAGGUCUGACUCCUGGUGGUAUCAAAGGUAAAGGUCUGACUCCUGGUGGUAUCAAAGGUAAAGGUCUGACUCCUGGUGGUAUCAAAGGUAAAGGUCUGACUCCUGCUGUUAUCAAAGGUAAAGGUCUGACUCCUUCUGUUAUCAAAGAUAAAGGUCUGACUCCUGGUGGUAUCAAAGGUAAAGGUCUGACUCCUGGUGGUAUCAAAGGUAAAGGUCUGACUCCUGGUGGUAUCAAAGGUAAAGGUCUGACUCCUGCUGGUAUCAAAGGUAAAGGUCUGACUCCUGGUGGUAUCAAAGGUAAAGGUCUGACUCCUGCUGUUAUCAAAGGUAAAGGUCUGACUCCUGCUGUUAUCAAAGGUAAAGGUCUGACUCCUGCUGUUAUCAAAGGUAACGGUCUGACUCCUGCUGUUAUCAAAGGUAACGGUCUGACUCCUGCUGUUAUCAAAGGUAACGGUCUGACUCCUGCUGUUAUCAAAGGUAAAGGUCUGACUCCUGCUGUUAUCAAAGGUAAAGGUCUGACUCCUGCUGUUAUCAAAGGUAAAGGUCUGACUCCUGCUGUUAUCAAAGGUAACGGUCUGACUCCUGCUGUUAUCAAAGGUAAAGGUCUGACUCCUGCUGUUAUCAAAGGUAAAGGUCUGACUCCUGCUGGUAUCAAAGGUAAAGGUCUGACUCCUGGUGGUAUCAAAGGUAAAGGUCUGACUCCUGCUGUUAUCAAAGGUAAAGGUCUGACUCCUGCUGUUAUCAAAGGUAAAGGUCUGACUCCUGCUGUUAUCAAAGGUAACGGUCUGACUCCUGCUGUUAUCAAAGGUAACGGUCUGACUCCUGCUGUUAUCAAAGGUAAAGGUCUGACUCCUGCUGUUAUCAAAGGUAAAGGUCUGACUCCUGCUGUUAUCAAAGGUAACGGUCUGACUCCUGCUGUUAUCAAAGGUAAAGGUCUGACUCCUGCUGUUAUCAAAGGUAAAGGUCUGACUCCUGCUGUUAUCAAAGGUAACGGUCUGACUCCUGCUGUUAUCAAAGGUAAAGGUCUGACUCCUGGUGGUAUCAAAGGUAAAACUUUCUAA